Molecule: messenger RNA, 1403 nt
Organism: Protopterus annectens (West African lungfish)
Lineage: Eukaryota; Metazoa; Chordata; Ceratodontiformes; Protopteridae
Gene: EIF2S2
Product: eukaryotic translation initiation factor 2 subunit beta
Biological process (GO): formation of cytoplasmic translation initiation complex; formation of translation preinitiation complex; translational initiation
Cellular component (GO): eukaryotic translation initiation factor 2 complex
Molecular function (GO): mRNA binding; translation initiation factor binding; translation initiation factor activity
Source: RefSeq, a predicted model, not a curated record
AUAGUUGGAGCUUUGGUGUUAUUGGGAAAGAAACAACAAGUUCCAAAAUGCUUUGGGGUGUUGCUCACGCGCAGUAAUUGUGAGCGGGGGUUACACAGAAGCGUUGACAGGAACUAAGACCUGCUGAUGCAACAGAAGGGGCGAGAAGAUUUGUAGACAAACAACAAAAAGUCAACUAUUUCAUUUAUUUAUUGUUUCGCCGUUACUUGUGAGGAAGGAAACAAUGUCCGGGGACGAGAUGAUUUUUGAUCCCACCAUGACAAAGAAGAAAAAGAAGAAGAAGAAGCCCUUUAUGCUGGAUGAGGAGGCUGUGGAACUGCAGCCGGAAGAAGCACCUGCUUCAGAAGUGAAGGAGGCAGAACCUGAACCUGUUGAGGAAAAGGAUGUAGAAAUUGAUGACGACGACAGUAAAAAGAAAGAUGCAUCAGAUGGUCUAGAUGACCUGGAUUUCUUCAAUCAGAAAAAGAAGAAGAAGAAACAAAAAAAAACAUUUGCUACUGGUGAGAUAGAAGAGGGUGUAAAGGAACUAAAAAUUGAGAGUGAGCACUCGGAGCAAGGAGAAGCCGAUGAUGAUAUGAUCAACUUUGGCAAAAAGAAGAAAAAGUCAACCAAAGUGAAAUUCCCAGAUGAAGAUGACUCAUUAGAAAAAGAUUUUGUUGCUGACUCGAGUAUUUAAUAUCAUGCGAGAGAAAAACCCUGACAUGGUAGCAGGGGAAAAGAGAAAGUUCGUUAUGAAGCCGCCUCAGGUUGUGAGAGUAGGAACCAAGAAAACCUCAUUUGUCAACUUCACAGACAUCUGCAAAUUAUUACAUCGUCAACCGAAACAUCUCUUGGCAUUUUUGUUAGCUGAAUUGGGUACAAGUGGCUCUAUAGAUGGCAACAACCAGCUUGUUAUCAAGGGAAGAUUCCAACAAAAACAGAUAGAAAAUGUCUUAAGGCGAUAUAUUAAGGAAUAUGUGACUUGUCAUACUUGUCGGUCUCCAGAAACUAUUCUACAGAAGGACACUCGUCUGUAUUUCUUGCAGUGCGAGACUUGUCACUCUCGCUGCUCUGUGGCCAGCAUCAAAACAGGUUUCCAGGCUGUUACAGGCAAGAGAGCACAACUUCGAGCCAAAGCCAAUUGAAUUGUGAUGGAGUCCAUGGAGAGGGUUGGGAAGGGUUACGUCAGGACAGUUUUUUACAUUUGGUUUUGAAGCGAUGUGCAUAUGGAAACCAGAGAAGAAUUUCAAAAUUUAAAAACAGCCUGGUUAACAGAUGGAUUUUUGAUUGUUCGAGAUUCUCCCUAAAGAAUUAAAUCUUGAACUGUCCACUUCGUUGUGGUCCUUGGCUGAUCUUUUGUCAGAUUCAGAGCUGCUUACAGGAAAGUUUUUUUUUUUUUUUUUUUUUUUUUUAAAUUUAAGACA